AUGAACAAAACAGCUUCACAAAAUGCCGUACAGCCUACACGGACAACAUUGGACAAGCACUGCACAGUUCAGUGCGCGUCAAAUUGCGUGGUUCGGUGUACGUUAAAUUGCGCGUUGAAUUGCAUGUUUAAUUGCACGUCGAGUUGUGUGGUGGGUUGCGCGUUGACAUGCGCGAGUCGGCGCAUGUCAAAUUGCGCAGUGCGGUGCAGCCAAUGUUUUGCGAUUUGCGUGUUAAAUCGUGGUGCGGUACGGUGCAGUGCGCAUAGCAUAGCAUAUGCUUGCAGAUCGCAUAUGGCAUAUGCUUGCAGAUCGCAUAUGCUUGCAGAUCGCAUAUGGCAUAUGCUUGCAGAUCGCAUAUGCUUGCAGAUCGCAUAUGGCAUAUGCUUGCAGAUCGCAUAUGGCAUAUGCUUGCAGAUCGCAUAUGGCAUAUGCUUGCAGAUUGCAUAUGGCAUAUGCUUGCAGGUUGCAUAUGCUUGCAGAUCGCAUAUGCUUGCAGAUCGCAUAUACUUGCAGAUCGCAUAUGCUUGCAUAUGA
Volvox carteri f. nagariensis is the source of this 534-nucleotide messenger RNA. RefSeq lists its product as uncharacterized. The record is from RefSeq and is a predicted model, not a curated record. The transcript is spliced from 2 exons. NCBI's taxonomy places the organism in Eukaryota, Viridiplantae, Chlorophyta, Chlorophyceae, Chlamydomonadales, Volvocaceae. Bases 1 to 534 code for a protein of 177 amino acids.